Messenger RNA from Amoebophrya sp. A25, 1939 nucleotides. NCBI's taxonomy places the organism in Eukaryota, Dinophyceae, Syndiniales, Amoebophryaceae. The record is from the annotation of a GenBank genome assembly.
AUUUAUCUAUCAAUCGUGGACUAAGUUCUGCUCGACUUUUUUUGUAGUUCCAUCUACUAGUAGAAUGAAUCAUGAACACGAAAAUGACAAAUAUGGGCCUUCCCUCGCGUUGUGUUCGUGUGUCGGCUUUUGGUGCUCCUUCAGUCCUAAAGGAAAUUGCAGAACGGGUUGUAACUUUGCCAUCUCCACUGAUCGAGCAAGAUGUACAGCAAGUCCACAUUGCCGUCAAGGCUUUUGGCAUAAACCCAAGUGAGACUUAUCUUAAGGGGACGAGGCUCAAGGUGUUUCUGUUACCGUCCACCGUUUUGCCUUUCUCAAGGAAGAAAGGCAUAACGAACGGGAUAAGCGAACACCAACAUGAUCAGCGUAAGUACCUCUAAUUACCAACGAGCGGGAGCAUAUGCAGUUCUGCCACCACUGCCAUAUACACCUGGACGAGACAGUGCUGGCGUUGUUUUGGAUGUCACUGGCGGUGGGGGUGGUGGUGCUUCAUCGACAUCAUGCGCUUCAACAAGUACAGAUGCAUCAUGCACUACAAAAUCUGCAUCUGAUACUGCUCCAACAUCAAUCUUACAACCAGGCACUCGUGUUUUCACCACAGACAGUCUCAACGGCUGCUACGCUGAAGAAACGAUUGCUCCCGCUUCAGCCGUUUUCCCGCUUCCUGCAAACCUCUCUUUCGCACAAGGAGCGGGAUUUGGCGUAGCCUACUAUGCGGCGUGGAGGGCUUUUGUGGAGAAAGGGAGGGGAAUGGAUCAUGUUGCGAAGACAUCAGUUGGUAAAGAACUAUCUUCUUCCAGUUCUUCAGUCCCUUCAGCACCCGCAGGAGGUCUCCUCGUUCAUGGUGCGUCUGGCGGUGUGGGGAUCCUGAUAUUGCAAAUGGCUAAGAGAGCUGGGUUGAAGCCUGUAGUGGCAACUGCAAGUAGUGAACGUGGUAGACGGCUGUUGAGGAAGAUGUUUCUCGAGGAUGGAGAAUCAUUUGGAAAUAAGCCUGAUGUUGAAAAUACGAAGUUCGUCUUUCCAAAGGGAGACUUUUUUGUUACGGGACAUCAACUUCAACGAGAAGAGGGUUCUCAAGACGAACUAAAACAAGGGUUGCCGCAAGACCACAAGUUUUCGAUCAUCAUCGAGAUGCAGGGUCAGCACAACCUCCAUUGGGACAUGCAGAACGUUGCCCGUGAGGGCAGGAUCGUCAUGGUUGGCAAUAAAGUUAAGGCGACCGCUAGAGCAUCCGCAGCAUCGUCCACCAUCCCUGCCUCUUUUUCUACUUGAAAAAGACGCUAAGGAUGCGCUGAAGAAUGCGAUCGCGAUACGUCUAAUAACGGCCAUUCGGAAGUGAGCGUGAAUCCUAGAUUGCUUAUGCAAACCGAAGCGGUAGUCACUGGCUUCGUCGGGACGCAGCCAGAGAAUCGAAAACUCGCGGACCAAGCAUUGCGAGAAGAGUGGGUGAAUUGGCUAGAACCGGUGGUGGAUGAAGAAUUGAGAUUCGAUGGAUUGGAAGCGGCAGCAGAGGCGCAUGAAGAGAUUUUGACAAGAAAGAAUGGAACAGCAGGAAGAAUUGUGGUGGAUUUGACAGCUGCAGGUGAGAAGUCGCAUAUUACUUAGUACUCGUCUAUGAGCUCAUCAGGAUGUUCAAAAUCGUACAUGGAACAGUUGCUACUUGUUCAUCUAUUCGAAAACUCAAAAUAACCGAGUUACUGACCGAAAUAAGGGAGGUAGCUUAACGCCAAGUGGUUACUCUUCCUUCUCAUGGGUAUCUCGGUUAUUCUGAAGAUCAGUUACUUGCUUAUUUCAGUUUUUCGAAUAGUAUUUUUUAUAAAAGAUUGCAGACGCGAGAACUACACCUACAGGAGAAUAAAUGAAAAGACUUCGCAACAUUGAUGACAUUGACAUUAAAACAUUGAGACCACAAUAAAAUGAGCAAGUACUAAUCGCAUUC